Molecule: messenger RNA, 1511 nt
Organism: Lotus japonicus
Lineage: Eukaryota; Viridiplantae; Streptophyta; Magnoliopsida; Fabales; Fabaceae
Product: RING-H2 finger protein ATL34-like
Exons: 2
Coding region: 212-1339 (375 amino acids)
Source: RefSeq, a predicted model, not a curated record
CUUUCUUUUUCUAGUGAUUUCUCAAAAAGACCCAUAAUUGAAAACUUACAUCGAAAUAGAAGGCAUAUAGUUAGUCAAGUACCUUUGCUCACCACUUUCGACAAGCAAACUAAUGUGUGUGCUCUGGCGUUAUUGACAGCUAGCGUUCAUCUCUUAGCGGGAAUUAACGUGUGCAUAGGCAUGACCCAUAGAAGCAAAUUUUGAGCAAAAGAUGAUCAUGCAAAAGGAGAGUCCUCCCAGACGGCGUCGUUUUGGACAUAUUCAUAGACAUGUGUGGCUUGCUUUCUUGCUUCUUCUUAUCAUACAGCUUUCAAUGCCAGCGACUGCUCAGACGAUGGCGCCGGAAAUGGAGCCGGAUAGUAAUAAAUCCGUGGCCACCAUCAUGGGGAUUGUGGCCCUUAUGUUCCUUGUUUCAGGUUUUCUUUCCCUCUACUCCGGCAAAUGCACUGAACGCCAAGCAGGCAGGCUCACCCUAGCUCACGCCGCCGCGGGCGGCAGCGGCCACCGGCAACUAAACGAGCUCUCCAACGGCCUCAACCAAGAAGUCAUCGACACAUUCCCCACCUUCCUCUACUCUCACGUGAAAUGCCUCAAGAUCGGCAAAGGCACACUCGCCUGCGCCGUGUGCCUUAACGAGUUCGAAGAUGACGAAACCCUCCGCCUGAUCCCCAUCUGCAACCACGUCUACCACCACAGCUGCAUCGACCUUUGGCUCGCUUCCCACUCCACCUGCCCCGUCUGCCGCGCUAGCCUUCUCCCAAUAACACCCGACGACACCGCCACCAACCUCCCUCCUCCCACCGUCUCCAUCCUAAUGCCGGAAGAUCAAGAAGAAGAGAACUCCCUAAACGAGGAACAAGAGAGAGACUCAGAAAAUGACAACCAGAAAAGUAGUGAUCACAGCUACACUGAACCGCUUCGCCGGUGUCGCACGACCAGCCAUCCUAUACGGUCACGGUCGACCGGGUUCUUGUCAUCACUGCUGUCUCCGGUCGACCGUAACCGUCACUCGGUGGUGGUGCAACCUGGUGAAGAUUGCGAGAGGUUCACGCUGAGGUUGCCGGAUGAGGUUCGGAGCCAGAUGCUGAGUUCCACGGCACUGAAGCGUGCGAAAAGCUGCGUGAGCUUCACGAGGAUGAGUAGUGGCACGUGGGGUUAUAGGACUAGAAGUGUUGGGAGGUUUGGGAGUGAUCAUGAGCAGUGGGGGUGCACUCUGACGCCGCCGAAUUUCGGUUGGAAUUGGAAUAGGUCGGUGAAGAAAUCUCCGGCGCGGUGUUCCGGGGUGGCUAAGGACAGUGAAGCCGGCGAGCGGUCCUCUGAUUUCCUGUGUCCUCCGUAGAUAAAUAUGAUAUAGGCAUAGGAUAGCUCUAUGUGUUUCUUUAUAAUUAUAUAUGUUUAAUAUUAUUUGUGCACUUAUCUUGAUUUGUGUUAUGCGUGUAUUUUAUUUUAUGAUACUUUGUGAUACAUAUAAACACAAUUACUCAUAUUUGUGACACUCGAUUAUUCAUUCA